AUGGCUGCAAACGAACUGCGACUCUCUGGCCUUGUACUUGCUGCCGCACUGGUUGCUCUUAUGCUCUCAGCCUGUGCGCCCAGGGUUGCUGUUGCCAUUCGCCUGCCAUCUGCUACCAGCAGCCAGUGCCCAGUGGGUUAUGUGAAGGACGCAGAAGGCAACUGCAUUGACUCGUGCACAGUACGCAACUGCGGCACCAACGCGAGGUGCCUCAAGAGCCAGGCGGGCUGGGCGGACUGCGUGUGCGACAGGGGCUUCAAGCUGCUGCCCGAUGCGUCCUGCGCCCAGCUGUGUACGGCCGAGGACUGUGGGGAGAACGGGUACUGUGAGGAGGACCAAGGAAUCUCCUCCUGUCAUUGCAACCCUGGCUUUGAAAAGACUGCGGACGGCUGUGUUGAUACGUGUGUGCUCCAGGCGUGUGGUGAAAACGGCCAGUGCGUGAAGGACGCGGAGGGGGCGGCAUCCUGUGUUUGUGACCCGUUCUUUGGGCUGGCGCCGGAUGGCAAGACAUGCACAGACACAUGUGUGCUCCAGGAGUGUGGCGAGAACGGCCAGUGCGUGCAGGACGAGAAUGGGGCGGCGUCCUGUGUUUGUGACCCUGGAUUCACGCUGCGGGAUGAUGGCAAGUCUUGCCAUGACAACUCACCCAACGGGCCACCUGAUUUUGUUGACCUGCCACCUGCUGCUGUCAACCGCCCCUGCCCUGCGGGCGAAGAGAGGGAUGCAGACGGCAACUGCGUUGACGUGUGCGUGGUACGCAACUGCGGCCCCAACGCCAACUGCCUCAAGAGCGAGGGAGGCUGGGCGAACUGCGUGUGCGAAAGGGGCCUCAAACUCCUGCCCAACGCGUCCUGCUCUCACUCGUGCUCGAUAAUGGACUGCGGGGAGAACGCCUACUGUGAGAAGGAGGAGUCUCUCGCCGUCUGUCACUGCAACUGGGGCUACGCCAUGACCGAGGACGGCUGUGUUGACACAUGUAUACUGAAAGCGUGUAGCGCGCACGGUCACUGUGUCAAGGACGCGUUGGGGUGGGCCUCUUGUGUUUGUGACGUUGGCUUCACGCUGCAGAAAGAUGGCAGGACAUGCAAAGAUAACUGCAUUAUUAAGAACUGUGACAUACUCACGUCGUAUUAUUGUAUGAAAUAUCCAAACGGUAAUGCAGACUGUGUCUGCAGGUCAGGCUACACAAAGCUCUAUGGCGAAUGUGUUGGGCCUGCAACCUGCGGGAACUGUCCAGCUGGGGCCACAUGCACUCUUGUCUCAUCUACUCUCAAGGCUCCUUACUGCUACUGCCCUGGUGGCUAUGGCAUGACCAGCACUGGUUGCGUCCGUGGAUAUGCCCCAACCGUCUCCUCGGCGAGUUUCACCUUCUACAACCUGCCCAAGUAUGACUUAACACCCAACACCUACACUCUGCGCGUGAUCUACAACGGCUGCACCAACCUGCCUACGUCUAUUGGUUACUACGUCCAGUCAUACUGGCGAGUGGACCGUGCACCGGGAGGAAUUGGAAACUGCAAGACUAUCUACGUGUAUCGCUAUCCUAACUGCGCUGGAUCGCCCAUUGCUCAGCUCCCGUACCUGUCACUGGGCAGCAUCACUGCACAGGGUGUUCCGUAA
This is a messenger RNA of Closterium sp. NIES-65, 1620 nucleotides long. Lineage: Eukaryota; Viridiplantae; Streptophyta; Zygnematophyceae; Desmidiales; Closteriaceae. The record is from the annotation of a GenBank genome assembly.